Papaver somniferum (opium poppy) is the source of this 378-nucleotide messenger RNA. RefSeq lists its product as uncharacterized. The transcript is spliced from 2 exons. Gene Ontology annotation, molecular function: nucleic acid binding; RNA-DNA hybrid ribonuclease activity. Lineage: Eukaryota; Viridiplantae; Streptophyta; Magnoliopsida; Ranunculales; Papaveraceae. The record is from RefSeq and is a predicted model, not a curated record. The coding region runs from base 1 to 378 and encodes 125 amino acids.
AUGAAUAACUGGUUUUGGUAUAGUGGUUUUAUUAUGUUCUGUUGUGAUGGUGCUUCAAUUGGGAACCCAGGAAUAUCUGCUUUUGGUAUAGUAAUUAGAGAUCAUUUAAGUCAAGUACUGGGAGUUAUAACUGGUGGAAUUGGUAUUGCUACAAACUACAUAGCAGAAGUGUAUGCAGUCAUAAGUGCAGUUGAGUUGGCUGUUGAAUGGAAGAUGCCAUGGUUUGUGAAAAAGAGAUGGCAGAAGGCAAUGAAACAUAUUCAGUCAAUUAUAUUCUUACACAGCUACAGGGAAACAAACUUUGCAGCAGACACUGCAGCAAAGAAAGGUGCUAGAUUGGCAGUAGGACAAAGACAAAUCUAUCAUGGAAGACCCUAA